AAGUUAGGUUGACCCAUCACAUUCCUCAAAGACCCCUCCUUUACGUUUAUAACAUAGAUAUGUUAAUUGACAAAUUUAGAUAAUUGCAUCAAGUGAAUAAUUAGUUAGGACUCAGAAUCCGUGGGUGGCAAUGAUCAAUGGGUCUAAAACAAUUAUAUUUGUAUUGUGAAUAAUGGCACCUUGAGUGGUGGCUGCCAGCUCCAAUCCACCUUCCUACCGUCUGGACCCAUUCCCUCUCCUUCGAUCGAGAGAGAGAGAGAGAGAGAGAGAGAGGAUGAUUGGUGACUUGUUGCAGAAGUUCGUUUUCCCGUCGUCUGAUCUAUUCACAGCAAUUCUUUCUCCGAUGGUGUUUCUAUUCUUAGCCUACUUGGGUUUCUCUGAGACCAGAGGCAGACACCUUCAGUACUCCAAGUUCAGCGACGUCGGCAAUGGUUCCCGGACGUUCACCGGAGCUCGGCCGAUUAAGGUCUCCAGUUCAACCGGUAUGCUUAUGGCGUACACUCCCGCCUUCCUCGCCGGCGUCGCUUCCUUCUUCCUCUUCCCCGACGAUUACGAUCUCAGAUUCUUCCUGCUCAGAUCGGCUGUUACCCUCCAUUUCUUCAAACGGGUGUUGGAGGUCCUGUUUGUUCACAAGUAUAGUGGUGGCAUGAUCUUGGACUCCGCCAUCUUCAUCUCUCUUGCCUAUUCCUCAGGCGCUGCAUUCAUGAUUUAUGCCCAACACCUCACAAGAGGUUCCCCUGCCCUUCCCAUUGACUUGAAGUAUGUCGGGGUUGCCCUAUUUUUGGUGGGGAUUAGUGGUAACUUCUACCACCAUUAUCUUCUAUCUAAACUUCGAGACAAGGGUACAGCCAAAGGGUACAGACUGCCAAGAGGGGGCUUCUUUAACCUAGUUAUUUGCCCACACUAUUUUUUUGAGAUUUUAGGGUUUGUGGGAAUUUCAUGCAUCUCUCAAACAUCGGUUUCAUUCUCCGUAGCCAUUGGAUCAGGUCUGUACUUGAUGGGAAGGAGUUACGUGACUAGGAAAUGGUACCUUUCUAAGUUUGAAAAUUUUCCCAAGGAGGUGAGGGCCUUGAUUCCGUAUGUGUUUUAGGUAGCGAGACCUACCAGAUCAACUCUAUUGAUGCGAUGUUAAAUGUAUUCAAAACUUUAUGUGUAUUUUGGACAUAUAUGUAUAAAUCAUUAGUUCUAUAUGAUUUGUAUCUUUGUAAAAGAAACGCACUUUGGCAA
Molecule: messenger RNA, 1227 nt
Organism: Malania oleifera
Lineage: Eukaryota; Viridiplantae; Streptophyta; Magnoliopsida; Santalales; Ximeniaceae
Product: steroid 5-alpha-reductase DET2-like
Exons: 2
Coding region: 275-1090 (271 amino acids)
Biological process (GO): lipid metabolic process
Molecular function (GO): oxidoreductase activity, acting on the CH-CH group of donors
Source: RefSeq, a predicted model, not a curated record